Molecule: messenger RNA, 4864 nt
Organism: Belonocnema kinseyi
Lineage: Eukaryota; Metazoa; Arthropoda; Insecta; Hymenoptera; Cynipidae
Gene: dsb
Product: scavenger receptor class B member 1
Exons: 10
Coding region: 1072-2802 (576 amino acids)
Cellular component (GO): membrane; cytoplasm
Molecular function (GO): scavenger receptor activity
Source: RefSeq, a predicted model, not a curated record
AUACGAACAGAGCCCGUCCAGUAACGUAAUAACAAGUUUCGGGAAAUUUGUGAAUUAAACAUAAUUAACAUUUUCACCAUUAAUAAUUCCAUAAAAAAUGACAUAUCAAUCAAAAAUUAAUUAACAAAUAAAAAUGAAAAUUAGUAUAACCGUGUGUUUAACGGAGUGAAUAGUGACUUUUAUCAAGUGCGAGAGGAAAACCAUCAUCUCAGGAAGUGACUUUUAUUUUUCCUUUCCUUAAUUUUGGAAUAACUGUUAUCAGUUUUAAUUGUUGAUAUGAUAACAAGAGAUUCUUAUUUUAUCUGAGAAAGUGUAUUUCUGAAUAAAAAUAAAUAAACCAGAACAAGGAGAGGGCAAACAAAAUUCUACCGUGUGAAAGUGAAUAAUCGUAGCUUAAUAGGGUUGCAACCAACUGGAUCAUCAAAAGAGAAAAAAUUGGACGUCUUGGUCUCGAGUAUCGGGAGCGUGAGAAGUGCAUGGUGUUUCCAUCAGUAAAAGUGAGUAAUAAACAAUGAUCCAAACUACCUGCAGUUGACUCAUCAAGGAAAAGCAACAAAAUCGCAAUCUUCAGAAAAUGAUGACAACCUGAAAAAAUCAAUUUUUCUGUCUUUAAAAGGACUUUUACGCACAUGGUUUGCUGGAACAAUGUUGGGUGAGGUGACGUGACGGUGCUACUUUCUCAUCAAUUAAUUAUUACGGACCAAUUACCAAGGAAUCAUUUAGAUUAUGCUGCCAUCACAAACAGAGCAGAGAACUAAGUGAUUUUUUUGCUACAUGGUUUUAUCGAAGUGACGGUCGAAAGAAAUAGGUUCAGUGCCCUAGAAAAUUCUCCAGAAAACCACGUAGAAAAUUUUUAACCUAGUGACACUAAAAGACAAUAACAAAUUGAAAAAUAAAUUUAGAAAAAAGUUUGCGAAGCUGGCUUCGCGGACUUAAACUUUAAACCUGAAAGGAGUGCUAAUUGCUUGAGUGUAACAAUUAAAGGGAGGGAGGGAGAAAGUUUUUUUUAGUUGAAUAGAAAAGAGGGAGUAAGUGCGAGUUUUAUUUAUUUUGUGAUUCUACAAAUACAAGAUGAGGUUCAUUACGACCUUGUUCGGCGACGGGUCGCCGAAGAGGAUGGGCAGGCAGUACAUGAAAGUGGGCAGAAAUGCACUUUUUGGAAUUAAGCCCAAUCGAGAUGGCGAAAUUCCAAUGGAAAAAGUCCCGAAGCCACUUAGCAUGCUCAUCUCUCAACGGGGAAAAUUCAGACAUAGUAGGCUAGCAGCAAUUCUUUUUGGAAUACUGGCUCUCACAAUUGGAAUCAUCCUUAGUAGUAUACCAUGGGUAGAUUACGUUAUUUUAAGGCAAUUAAGGUUGUGGAAUGGAUCCCUGUCUUUUCAAUACUGGCAGAAGCCCGGUGUUGUUCGUCUAACCAAAGUGUACAUAUUUAAUGUGACAAACGCUGAUAACUUUUUAAACUUUAACGAAAAACCGAAGCUGCAAGAAGUUGGACCAUUUGUAUACAGGGAGGACAUGGAGAAAGUGAACAUCGUUUUCCAUAACAAUGGCACAGUGACCUACCAGCAUAAAAAAAUUUUGAACUUUGUUCCGGAAAUGUCAAAAGACGCAGAACUUCGCUUAUUUGUACCGAAUAUCCCUCUACUUACAUUAUCAACGCAAAGCAAAAGUCUUCCAGGAUUUAUCACAUUGGGCGUUUCCAUGUUUCUCAGGAGUUUGGAUUUGAAACCUUUCGUACCUGUUACAGCUCAGGAAUUAGUUUUUGGAUACGACGAUCCUUUAAUUAGUCUGGCUCAUCGAUUUUUUCCGAAUUCGCGAAGACCGAUGAGUCAGAUGGGUCUUUUACUUGGGAGAAAUGGAACUUUGGAUGAAGUGCAUACAAUAUUUACAGGACAUACAGAUAUGAGGGAAUUUGGACUUUUAAACAGAUUGAAUGGGUUGGAUCGGUUGCCCUAUUGGGAUGAACCACCUUGCAAUUCGAUUCGAGCUUCAGAAGGAUCCUUUUUUCCUCCAAGAGAUAUAACAGGAGAAGAUAUUGUUCACAUUUGGGAUAAAGAUCUGUGUCGAGUAGUGCCAAUGCAAUAUCGUGGACCAGCUGAUAAGGAUGGAAUUAGAGCAGAUUUGUAUACACCAACGGAUACCGUAUUUGACCCACCUACUAAUAAGACACCUGAUAAUGAAUGCUUCUGUCCAGAUGAUCCAUCAAUCUGUCCACCAAAGGGUCUCCAAAACAUAAGUCCUUGUCAAUACAGUGCACCAGUUUAUCUUUCGUUUCCACAUUUUUAUAAUGCGGAUCCAAAACUUCAGGAUGCUGUAGUGGGAUUAAAUCCAAAACAAGAGUUACAUGGAACUUACUUCAAAAUCCAACCAAAAUUGGGAGUACCAUUAGAAGGAAAGGUUCGGGUGCAGCUGAACCUAAAGGUCGAAAAUCAACCAAACAUAGGAGCAGUGUCAAAAUUUCCGGACAUAGUGUUUCCAAUUAUGUGGUUGGAGGAAGGAAUUGACGAGUUAACGCCAGCGAUUAGGCGGUGGAUUUACCUAUCGACGACAUUCGUCGAUGUGGCGAUUCCGCUUAUCACCUAUGGUGCAAUUCUAGUCGGAUUAGGAACUUUGAUAACAGUCUUCAUCAAGGCAUAUAACAACGUUGUAUUAACACAUGAAGCCAUCGAGCUGGGCAAAAGAACCAUAAGAAGAGGCUCGUCCUUCUUGGUAAAUGGACAACAUCGACUUCUCAUGGUCAAACAAGAAUCCUACGUCCUUCUAACUGAUGAUGUGGACGAUAGCAGAGUCAUGGAGGAGCUGUGAUGAUUAGGCAGUGAAUUCUCUAUGAAAUUCAAAGUGCUUAAAGUAUUGUACAUACCGAAACUGUACUAAUCGCGAAACGUUUUUGCAUUGUUGAUGAACGCACGAGUGCUAGAAUUCUUAGAAAAAAUCUACGCGGGAUGUCAAUCCAAGAAACACCUAGGCAAGGUUUUUUCCAUCAUCUGAAUGCAUUUAGCAGUUUAUAAUUUUAUAAAUCUUAAACGUCGUUUCGACUGAAUUUAGUGAUUAGCGAGUAGAAAAAAGGGACACUGGGCCACGGGAAACAAACUUAAAAUACUGACAAAGGCCACGUGAUUUGAUGAUAAUUUUUUGGAGUUAUAUAAAUAGCGAUAGUCACUAUGGCUUUUGUCGUCCGAUUUUUUGUUUUUGGCUUCACAAAUCAUCGUAGAUGUGCGGAUAUGAAAUCUGCGGAAAUUCGCCUGUUCAGGAGUUCGUUCAAAUAUCUAUCCGGUAGAGAAUCCUCCCAGCAGAAGAGAAACUUCACAAAUAUUUUUGGAAGGACUCAAAAUUGAAAGUAAACAUACAAAAUUACAGUAAAAUUAUAUUAAAAAGGAAAUGUAUAAAAUCAGUAGUUUUUUCCAAGGAAGUAAUUUACCGGAUUGCAAAUUUUUGAAUCUCACAUUACAAUUUAGGAAAUUAUGGCUGUGGAAAUAAAGCAACGGAAACUUUUCAAAGGAAAGAAUGUAGAAUUAUGUCGUUACCAGGUGUGCCAUUCUUUCAUAGUGGCAUUAGGGAGGGAAAUACAUCACAAAUUUAAAAGAUGAUAACUUUUAUUCUUAGAUAGGAAGUGUAUAAAAAUUUAUUUUUUAAUCUCUUUACUUCUAUACAAUUAUAUUUUCAUUUAAAAGAUUCAGUACGAAUCCAGAAUUUCAAGAUUUUCCAAUUUUACUAAUGAGAUAUAAAUAUUACAUUUGAAAAUUAAUUUUUGAAGAUCUUUAGAGGGAUAAGUUUCCCUCCUUAAAGUUUGACUUCAUUGCUUUUAGUUCAAAUGAUUUUUUAAUGACUUUCUCAUUUUAUAAGAGCGCAAAUUUCGCAAAUCUCUCUAAAACUUUGUCAAAACUCCUGCUCGAAAUAACUUUUCCAGUGACUAGAAAAAAUGUUCUGGUUUUGUAGGUAUGACCAUCCACGAAAGAACGUGGAUGGCGUGUUAUUUUUCACGAGGUAUAGUAAGAAGUUCGCGCUUAAUUUGAAAGUAAAUUAAUUAAUUAAUUAAUAAACAGAAUAUAUUAUAAAAAGGCUGCCCAAGGGCGGAGUAGGUGUCAUACACGUGCUCGACGCUCAGUGUCUGACAGAAUUAAUGAUAAUUGUUAUGUUGAUAAAUAACACACACGAACUUUGCUCAAUUCUUUAUUGACUUUUACGUCGAUCCUGUGUAGAAAGUAAAUAACUUUUUAAUGGGUGAUUUUUAAAUCUUUCUUGUAAAUCUGUUUUUUCCAGUCUGUGUUUCAAAUCAGACUGCGCUCAAUAGAAAAUGAGUAUUCUUUUAAUUAUUGUGUAUUAGUGAACACAUUCUUUUGUAUGUUUUAUUUAUAAAAAAUGUGUAAAUUUAUUGUAUAUGAAAGGGUAAUUAUAUUUAGAUAUAUUUAAAUGUAGGAUUUUAUAAAUAUUGUCGGUUAUACUUAACAAUUGUCCUCUAUCGUGCAUAUUUAUCAAAAAUAAAGUAAUAAUUAAAGAAUUAAAUUAAGUCGAUUUGCGUUAUAAUUUUCAAUCCUGAAUUUGUAAAAAUGUAAUUAAGAUGAUAUUGUCAAAGCAUUGCUGUAGAAACUUGUAAUAUCUCACGCAAACGUAUAUUUUAUAUUCUCUAUUUUUAUAUUUUUAACUGAUACAUCAUAGUCGAAAAAUAUGCUAUUGUAAGUUUUAUUGUCAAAUUCGAAACUGCCAGCAUUUUUCUAUUGUAUGAUUUUUAUUGUUUUGCGAUUCUAAAAUAUAUGUUUGUUACCAAAAUAAAUGUGACUGGAAAUUUUAAUAUUUUUAAGUCAUAAUGGAUUUAUGUGAAAACAAUUAUAUGCAAUGGACAAUCAAAUAAAUAAUUGGAAAUUUUCUC